UAUAAAUACUGAUCCCGUCCUUGUCUAGUUUGUCUACAGAUUUCUUGAGUCUGUACAUUGCAUCUGAAAUCUUAUAGAAUGACGUCACUAGCCUGUAUUGUGUUGGCUCUUUUCGCCGCCACUGACGUCACAGUUGGCUAUAUGACCAGCUUCGAUCAGCCGUUUGACUUCAUCUGCCCAAAAGGUCAAGUCCUCAGCUACAUAGCCAGUGAGGACAACAAUUUCUACAACGACAGACAGUGGGACUUUGGUUGUCGUCAGGUCGGCUCUUCUACAUUCAACUGCGCCAAGAGCGGGUACGUGAACGAUUUUGAUCUUCUGUUGGCCUACAUGUGCCCUGAGGGCGCCGUAGUGACAGGCAUAGAGAGCUACCACGAAAACUUUUACGAAGAUCGCAGGUUCAAGUUCCAAUGCUGCGAACUGGAUGCUUCUGAGUUCAACGAAUGCUACAUGACCGAGUUCACCAACAAAUAUGACCAGAAGUUCGCCUACACGGUUCCGGCUGGCUACGUCAUCAGAGGUGCACACAGCGCUCACAAGGACGGCGUUGAAGACCGGAUGUGGAAGUUGUACAUUUGUAAGCUUUAGGAUAUGUGAAAAUAACAUAUGCAAGCUUUAGCAUAUGUGAAAAGAACAUGUCAGGUUCAACGACAGAUAAUAAAGUAUUGAGUAACCUA
Physella acuta is the source of this 677-nucleotide messenger RNA. Its product is annotated as dermatopontin. The record is from RefSeq and is a predicted model, not a curated record. Gene Ontology annotation, biological process: collagen fibril organization. Lineage: Eukaryota; Metazoa; Mollusca; Gastropoda; Physidae. Gene Ontology annotation, cellular component: extracellular matrix.